Molecule: messenger RNA, 3747 nt
Organism: Fusarium sp. VM40
Lineage: Eukaryota; Fungi; Ascomycota; Sordariomycetes; Hypocreales; Nectriaceae
Source: the annotation of a GenBank genome assembly
AUGGCGACUAUUUCUCUGGCCGAAAAGCUGGACAAGAUCAAGUCCCCUGGUCUGCAAAGCCAAAAGAGGACUGUCGUUGUACUACACGCUGUCGAGUCGACUCUCAAAGAGCAAAACACGGCUCCCACGUCCACAGGAUACUUCGCUGCUCUCCUCGCCCUUCUCCAGCAGGCAAACAGCAAUGACACAGUGAACCCCGAAUUGGCGACUCCAGUCGUCUACCUUCUCGACGUUGUUACACCUUAUGCUCCACAGCCUCUACUCCGAUCAAAGUUCACACAAAUUCUUACUCUCCUCGCCCCCGUACUUCUAUUGCAGGAUGCAGAGGCCCCUCUGUUGCGAUCGUCCAUAGGAUGUCUCGAAUCUCUUCUUCUGGCGCAAGAUGCUGCAUCUUGGGAGCUUUCUGUGUCCCAGAUCGGCCCUCGACGAGCUGUCGCGGGACUCUUGAACAUGUCCCUUGACCAACGACCAAAGGUGCGAAAGAGGUCGCAGGACGCUUUGAAGACGGUUCUUCGAAACCCGCCGCCCAGCCCUUCGCUGGAUCACCCUGCUGCCGAUAUGUGCGCCCAGACUGCUACCAAGAACCUCGAGAACCUCGUCGGCAAGGUUGCGCAGGCGCAGAAGGGAAAGAAGGCGGACGCCACACACGACCCUGCCAUGAUCCACGCCCUUCAGCUCGUGAAGACUGUUGCCUACGCGAGUGGUGGCUGGCCUAGCAAGAAGAUUGAGUCUCUGUGCGAGCUGCUAUUGGGCAUUGCCAAGAGCGGAAACGAGUACAUGACUAUGGCUUCUUUUGAGAUCUUCGAGAUGAUCUUCGAGGGCAUGACUGAUGAGCUUUCGUCAGCCAAGCUCCCGCGACUGAUGGAGAUUAUUUCUGAACUGCGACCGGCUGCAACUGAUACCCAGCUUGUUCCCCCUUGGCUCGCUAUUCUAUCCCGAGGAUACGAUGUUUCUGGGCAAGUCGUGCCUGACGAGACCUUCCAGAACCUCCCUCACCUGUUUGAGAUGGUAGCACAGUUCCUGGAGGCACCCUCCGAGAACAUUCGAAUUUCCGCCUCCGAAUGCUUGGUCUCUUUCAUGGCCAACUGUAUCCCUCGACAGGUCAUACUUGAGCCUUCAAUCUACGACGAGAAGAUUCUCGAGAAGCUCGCCAAGUCAGCAGAGUCUCUUCUGACCGUUCAGUUCCAAGCUGCCUGGCUACAGACUUUCAGCGUUCUCGGUGCCAUGUUCGAUACUUUGAGGUGGAGGUCUUAUCCUAUUAUGAUGAACGUUACCAAGACGAUCGGCGAAAUUCGAGAGAACGGAUCCUUCCGAAACAAGAAGGAGGCCGACGAGGUCAUUGGCAAGGCGAUCCGAGCAAUGGGACCUGAGGCUGUUCUCUCAAUCCUUCCUCUGAACCUCGCAAAGCCGGCAAAGGGCCAGCCAGGUCGCGCUUGGAUGUUCCCCAUUCUACGUGACUACACCAGCAACACAAAUCUGGCUCACUUCAAGAGUGAGAUGGUUCCUCUAAGCGAGGUGAUGUUCCAAAGGGUUCUUGACCACGGAGAGGCCGAGAAGACGAUGGAGAUCAAGAUCUACGAGACAGUGGUUCAACAGAUCUGGUCUACUCUUCCUGGGUACUGUGAUCUUCCUCUGGACCUUACCAGUGCUUUUGACCAAGGCUUGGCGGAGAUUCUAGCCAACCUCCUGUACAAGCAGGUCGAGUUGCGACUGGAUGUCUGCAGAGCACUCAAGACCCUGAUCGAGUCCAACCAGGCCAUUGCUGAUAUUGAGGACCAGGAAGAGGACCUUGUGCUUCAGAGCCGAGUCAGUCGUGCUGAUGCUAAGAAGAACCUCGAAUAUCUUUCUAAUUUCGCAGGCAACAUGCUCGCUGUCUUGUUCAACGUCUACACGCAAACCCUCCCCCAAAGCCGAGGCCCUAUCCUGCAGACAAUCAACACAUUCCUUAGCAUCACACCCAACGCUGAGUUGAUGGAGACUUUCGACCGUGUGAGCAAGAUGCUUGCUGCUGAGUUGCAACAGGAGAAGCCAGCAGAGAAGAAGAACCAGAACCAGAAGGCCAAGGACCACAUGCCUUCGACAGCUCAGACUUUGAUGGAUCUUGUUAUCACAAUGUCGGUCUAUCUUCCCCGAGAGAGCUUUGCUGCUCUUUUCGAGAUCGCCGCUGUUAUCAUCAACAAAGAGGAGGAGCCUCAACUUCAGAAGAAGGCAUACAAGCUCAUUCCUCGCCUUGCAGAUUCUGAAAUUGGUAAGGCUGCUCUCAAAGAGAGAAGUGCUGAGCUCCAGCAUCUCAUCAUCUCUAGCACCGAGAAGGUCUCAGCUCCUGCUCGACGAGAGCGCCUCGCUUCCAUCAUCGCUCUCCUCCCCUUCAUUCCCGACACCUCUCUUCACUUCAUCCCUUCAGUGCUCAGCGAAGUUGUCAUUUCUUGCAAAGAGAACAACGAACGUGCACGUGAAACAGCAUAUGACCUCCUGGUUCUCAUGGGGUACCGUAUGACUGAGGCCAACGGUGCACCCAUCGACAACAGCAAGGUUCCUCAUAUGCCCGACAACGCCCCUGCAGGAACCGCGAAUAUCGAGGAGUUCAUCACCAUGGUUAGCGCCGGUCUAGCUGGUAGCACACCUCACAUGAUCUCUGCUUCUAUUACUGCGAUUAGCCGACUUCUACAUGAGUUCCGAAGCAACUUGAGCGAAGCUACUCUCUCCGACCUGGUUCAGACUAUGGACUUGUUCCUCACCUCUAACAACCGAGAGAUCGUCAAGAGCUGCUUGGGUUUCGUCAAGGUCUGCGUAAUUGGGCUUCCUGUCGAACUUAUGCUUCCUCGCCUCUCUACCCUUGUGCCUAACCUCAUUGUGUGGAGCCACGAGCACAAGGGCCACUUCAAGGCCAAGGUAAAGCACAUUCUCGAGCGUAUGGUCCGUCGCUUUGGCUACGACAACAUUCACCAGAACUGUCCCGAUGACGAUAAGAAGUUGAUCGUCAACAUCCGCAAGACCAAGGAGCGCUCAAAGAAGAAGAAGGACGCUGCCAAGGGUGAGAACGAUGGCGAAGACAGUGAAGACGAUGAGGAGGGCCAGCCCAAGCGCCAGUUCGAGAACGAGUACGACCAGGCUCUUUACAGCAGCGAUUCCGACGACGAUGGCGAUUCCGACAACGAGACUGCCAGGCCCAGUAAGAAGGCCCAGAAGGGUGGCAAGACCUACAUUGUGGAAGACGACGAUGAACCCCUCGAUCUUCUCGACAAGAAGGCUCUGGCCAAUAUCUCCUCCACCAAGCCCGUCAAGAUGCGCAAGCCCACACGCUCCAAGGCCAAGUACGAUCUCGACGGCAAGCUCAUCCUCGGCAAGGACAGUGAUGACGAGGGCGCCAUGGAUGUUGACGAGCCUAACCCCGAAGCUUCUGGCGUGGGUGCCUAUGUUGCCGCUCUCAAGGGCAAGGAUGUGGCCAAGCGCGGCCGCGGAGGCAAGCUCAAGUUCUCUAACCGUCGCUCAAAGGAUGAUGAUGAGGAUUUCGAGAUGGACGACAACGAUGCUGCCGCCGUCAAGAGCAGGAUCAGCCCUGGACGAGACCGCGGUAGCCGUGGAAACUUCCGCGGAAGGGAUGGAGGCCGUGGACGGGGAGGCCGCGGAGGGGGCCGCGGAGGAAACAGUGGAAGAGGAGGCAUCUCUGCCGGACGAAGAGGAUUGGGUAUCGACAAGAGACAUGGACAGGGUGGCGUGGGAAAGCCUAGGAGAGGACGCAACUAA